AUGGCCCACUCAACGCGCUUCGCUGUUCUCGCAGUCGCCGCGCUCCUCCUCGCGCUGCUCCCCGAGCGGCAUGCGGCGCCCGCAGCCGCCGAUCUCUGCGCGCUCUCGGGCCUUCCGCCGAAGAAGCCCGUCGUUCCGCCGCACCGGUGCCCCGCGGCGGCGGAGCUGUCAUGCUGCGCGGACUGCGCGGACACGAAUCGCGCGCUGCAGCUCGUGUCGUCGACCCUCGACGAUGUCGCGCAACGGAUCGACCCCAAUAUCCCCGGCAGCGGCAUAAUAGAUCUCACCCCUAUGGUGUGCGACGCGUUUCAGCCGUACCCCCAGUGCAUGCUCAUGAUUGAAAAGAUAAUCUGCGGCGCCACGUGCAACCCAGAUUCAGGAACCUACGUAGUGAAGAAGGGGGGAGAGAUCAUUAUGACUGUCUGCCAGGAAUUCGCGAAUACCGCCUACAAAGCAUGCAAGGACGUCGAAAUCCAGGGCGUGGCAAUGAAUCAGCUCAUCCCCGACGUUCAAAACAUGAUGGUCUAUGUGACCAACUACAUUGCAAAUUUCAUGGGUAUUGAGAACUUCAGCAUCGCCAUCGGUACUCGACCAUGCCUCACGGGAGCCGCAGCCGCGCCAACCUACACCCCCUGCUGCGAUCCCCUCGCCGUCGACCCCAAGUGUCCCCCGGGGGCUGUUGACAAAGUCGCGUACGCGCCCUACAUCAACCGCACCAUUGAUUCUGCCACCUGCAUGUCGGGUGCUCCCCAGCCUGCCCCUGCCCCGUCCCCUCCUCGGGACGCUCCUGCUCCCCCUGCGCCUGGAGCUGCUGCGCCUGCACCCUCUCUGAUUUCUCCGGGUGCGCCGGCCCCCUCUGUGAUUGCUCCUGGUGCGCCGGCUCCUGCUCCGCCUGCACCCACUGCAGGCGUGCCAGGAGCGCCCAGUCCGCCUGCCUCGCCUAGCCCCACGCCUGCGAGCCCCUCGUUCCCUCCCCCUCCGCCCAAGGCUGGGGCUGGUUCUGCUGCUUCGGUGAUGUCGGUGGUGGCUCUGGCGGUUGGCGCUGCAGCAGUGUUGGUGUAA
Closterium sp. Naga37s-1 is the source of this 1062-nucleotide messenger RNA. The record is from the annotation of a GenBank genome assembly. NCBI's taxonomy places the organism in Eukaryota, Viridiplantae, Streptophyta, Zygnematophyceae, Desmidiales, Closteriaceae.